UUGGAAGUUUUGAAUACAAAAAAUCACCUGGAUUUAUCGCAUUUGUUUUUGGAGGCCAAGAAAUUUAAGGAGUUGUUGAAUAUUUUGAGGAAUUCCGAGAUUUCGGAUGAUAUUUCGGUGGAUCUUUCGAGAUGUGGUAAAUUAUCUAGAUUUUUUCACAACACUGGUGGUGGGAGCUUGACCAAUUUUUGACCAAAAAUAUGCAUCUUUCUGUUUUUUGGCCAAACAUUGACUGAAAUUUGGCCUUCACGGUCUAUUUUUGGCCAAUUUCUGACCAACUUUUGGACCAAAUUUUGAUCAAAAUUUGGUCAAAACAGUGAAUUUUGGCUAAUUGUUUUGGACAAAAAUGAACCAAUUUUUCAAUUUCCUCCAAAACUAAAAUAUUGAUUUUGUAGAUUUCAACCUCGAGGAAACGUAUAACUUGAAAGAUAUCAUGAGAAAAUGUGUUUCGCUCAUUUGCCAUGGAACAAAGGCGAAUUUUGAGGUUUUAUUCGAUUCAAUGAGCAAUUUACGGAAAUUUACGAUAUCUUCAACGGAGGGGAUUCGAGAUCAAAUGAUUCUGGCAAAUUUAAUAUCGAAUAACAAGAAUUUGGAAGAUGUUGUGAUAAUUGAUAUGAAAAUUCGAAGUUUAUCACCUUCCCCGAUUCUCCUGAAAAUUAUUGAAUUAGAAAAUUUGAAAACGCUGAAUUUAUCAGGGAAUAAAUGGAUAAAUGAAGAGGAUUGGCGAAUUUUACUAGGAGAAUUGAAAAAUUUGGAGGAACUCAAGAUGAAUAACACUGAAAGUAUGGUCGAAUUCGAGGCUGAAAUGCUGCCGAAGCUGACGUAUUUUGAAGCUAGGAGAUCGGAAUUGAAUUGGGCAUCGCUUGUCGAAUAUUUUUCAAUAUCGCGGGUUUCGAAAAUUGAUGUUCGAGGAAAUAAUUUAGAAAAUUUGGAAGAUUGGGAGAUUUUGAAAGAAAGAGGCAUCAAGAUUUUAAAGUGAUUGUGAUUUUUGUGAAUAAUUUUCUAGAUUUUUGAAUAAAUUUCCUAAUUUUUACGUGUUCUGAUUAUUCUACGUUUUCCUCAUUUCUAGCUAUUCAGAGAUCAAUAAAAUGAAAGAAAAUAUAUUAUUCAUCUUCAUAUUUUUGGGAUUAUUUCAAAAUUCUAUCGCGAAAUUGAACUAUACCCAUGGAAAUGGGUCGUCAAUUGAAAAUAAUGAUAUGAAAAUAUUGAAAAAGCGAGAAGCUUUUAUUUUCUAUCAGCAAGAAUUUGACAAAUUAUCGGGGAUUCUUGAAAAUCACCUGAAACCGCUGAUGAAAAAAGUGACGCGAAUCACGGUGGAUGAUGAUUUAACGAUUCCACAGGUUUAUGGCAAAGAAGUCUAUCAAAAUAAAAUCAAUACGCCGCUGGCAUUGAGGAGAAAUUAUAUGAUCACGGUGACCAAGCAGAAAAUAUUCGAGGAAAUUUAUAAUGAGGGAACUGCGCAGAAUAAGUUGAAUGUUGUUUAUUCGGGGAAGAAGAAAUGGGCGGCGCAUAUCACUGCGAUUAAUUCAAAUAUUAUUUUGCCGAUUGAGGGAGAAUCAGGUUGGUUUGCCGCGUCAUAGCUCAUAUUUAAAGUUACCCUAACUUUUUUUGGCCAGCCUAUAUGAAGUUAGGGUAACCUCUGCGGAAGCUUGCGAGUAAUAGUCAUACAUAGACCCUUUAGGUAACGCCCCCCCCCCCCCUUCUAGGAAAUAUUUUCAAUAAGUUAACCCCCCUAACCAAUUUUUUGUGGGUUUUUGGCAUAGAAUUCUCCAAAAUUUUCAAAAGUUAAAGGCCCUACCUCCAAAAAUGCACCUAAAGUUAACCCCUCCCUCCGAAUUCGGAGUCCCAGUUCAUGUAUGUUGUCUCUGCGCGGAAAAAGCUGGCGGCCUACACUAUUAACAGGUUAACUUUAGGUGCAUUUUUGGAGAAAGGGCCCUUAACUUUUGAAAAUCUUGGAGAAUUUUAUGUCUUUAGAGGCCAAAACCCCACAAAAAAUUGGUUAGGGGAGGGGGUUAACUUAUUGAAAAUAUUUCCUGGAAGGGGGGGGGGGUUAACUAAAGGGUCGCACAGGGUGUAAUUUACUACCUCAAAUCGCUAGACCUCAAAUUUUUAAUUAAUUUUUGGGUAGAUCAAAAAUCAUUUUUCUCUAAAUCUCUCGUUUUUGCGUUGAAUUUCGUCGAUUUUAGUCCCACCCCUAAGAUCGUGUCAGGUCUCAAAAAAUGCGCGAAAUUUUUCGGGUAGUAAAUUACACUCUGUGGGCGGCCAUUCCGCGUACACGGUUAGGUCAUGCCAACAUGGCUGAUUUCCCCUGUGAGGUACCCCUAACUUUAUAAAUUGGCCAAAUAAGUUUUAUAGUUUGUUGUGAACUCUCUGAAGUUUGCCACGUCAUAACUCAUAUUUAAAUUAAAGCAGUUUCUGACAACAGAAUCGUGAUCAGCGGGGCAAAAUCCACUAGAAAAUAUUGAUUUACAGAUUCAAUCGAUGAGGAAUCUCUGCUUCUAGCAAUCGAUACAUUAUUCAUAUCAUCCACACAUUCCGAUGGAAUUGAUGACGAAUUCAAACGAGUUAAACUUGAGACAAAUAAAUCGGCUCAUGAAAUAAUUGUUGCUGUCAUUUUGGGCAUUUAUCUGCUGUUUGCCAUCUCGUUGGCUGUGAUUUGGUUUAUUCGAAGAAGAUCGUUGAAAAAUCAAGAAUCUGAGAAGAAAUCGAGUUUAUUGAAACCGCAGGCGAAUGAUAUUGAUGAUGAUGCCGAAAUUGAAUUUGUUGAUGAAUAA
This is a messenger RNA of Caenorhabditis angaria, 2774 nucleotides long. The record is from the annotation of a GenBank genome assembly. NCBI's taxonomy places the organism in Eukaryota, Metazoa, Nematoda, Chromadorea, Rhabditida, Rhabditidae.